AUGACAUCGAAGCCUACAUCAAGAUGGAAUUUCCUACAACAUGCCGUUGCCUCGGUCGAAUCGAAGCUGGACACCAUCCUCGCAGAAGAAAAUGACCCACUGAGGAGAAGCACUACACCCGCGCAAGCAUCUCGGGACACGGCUCCUUCUAAGAGAAGUAUGCACCAGUCAGCCUCAACAGUCUCGCUCGUGAUUAACGUCUCUAUAGUAUCCUCAGAACUGUCGCGGAGUAGUAGCAAUGCGUCAGCGUCUAAUGACCGGCUUCAGGAACGCCUUGCGCGGGCUAUGGCAAAGAAGAAUGGCAGCCGUCCAGAGACUCCGCCUACUGUCAUUGACCAGUCACCAACACGACCCCCAAAUGAUGAUGCCCCUGCCACCAGUUCUGAGAAUACUAGGCUUGAGAAUGAACCCGAGGUUGAAGGACCACGGGCGGAAAAUGCUUCGAGGACGACUGAGGACGCAGCAUUGGGACCACACGGCGACAGCGCUAUUUCGGGCGAAGACGUGAAGGACCUAGGACUUGAAAACUUGGUCCCAACUACUAAACCUGCUGGCAUCUCUACCGAAGUUACAGGAGUGAGCCAGACACUCUUGAGGGGAGACUCCCAAGAUAUACCGAGGAAAGGUGACGAUGCCUCCAUGAGACCUGAAGCCGAAGAGACAGAGAAGAUCCAAGAAGAGACCGGCACCUACAUCGAAAGAAUAGAUGCUCUGCAGGCAAAGCUUCAAUAUCUAAGCAACGAGGCUGCCCUCUCAGCUAGGCAAGCUGCGACUUCUGCAGAUGGCGGCAGCCUCGAGAGGAAGCUUGCGGAAAAGGAUGAGAAAAUAGCUCUUCUUAUUGAGGAAGGGACAAGAUUAUCAAAAUCUGAAAUGGCUUACCUGACCGCUUUGAAGAGAUUAAAAGCUCAAGUGGUAGCGAAAAAUAAAGAACAAGAAGCAAUGAAACUUCGUGCCGAGAGGGCCGAGCGCUCCUUGAAGACCAUGGAGGAUCGGGCGAGCAAGGCUGAAUCAGCAAGUAAAAAGGCGGAACAGCAGCUCAUGACAAGUUUGAGGACCGUCAGCGAUCUGGAAGCGAUCAAGAAGGAAAGAGAUGCACUCCACGCCACCCUGGCCGAGAUGAAAACGCAGCUAUCAAAGGCAAACUUAAGAGCAGAAGCUGCUGAAAGCAAAGCACAAUCAGAUCAACUGGAGAAGGAACGAAAACGGAUCACUGAGCUAGAGGAUGAUUUGACCAGUGCCAGAGUCGAAAGAGAAAUCUCUGAUGAUAAGUUGCGGAGGGAGAUAGAACACUUACAGGCAACUCUGGAGAAGGAAAAGGAGCAAGCUCGUGCAAUGGAGAGUGAAAUGCUAAGCGAACAAGCCGCGCUGGAGAGCAAGCUCGAGGCUUUCCGUGUUCGUGCAGAAGAGGCUGCAUCGACAGACCAGGGACAUCAGCAGGCGAAACUCCUCCGACAGAUCGAAACACUCCAGAGUCAGUAUGCCUCGGCGAGUCAGAAUUGGCAGGGUAUUGAGAGUACCUUGCUCGGCAGAAUCACCAACCUGGAGAAGGAAAGGGACGAAGUCGCAGCGAGGGAUACGGAUCUGCGAAAGAAACUACGAGAUGCUACCCUCAAGUUGAAAGGAGCCCAGAGAGAACUAGAGAAUCUACAGACUGGGUACGCAGACAUGGAAAAGAGCUUGGCAGAAGCAAACGAAGAAACGGAAAGAUUGGGCCGGAAAGUUCGUCAACUAGAAGAAGAUCUGGCCACCGCUCUGAAGGAGGCAGAGGAACAAAAGGCAACCGCUGCACGCGAAUUGAAACGCAAAGUGGAAGAAGAGAAAGCCAAAUGGACGGCAACAUUGCACAUUCAGCGCACCGAAUCUCCCGCCUUGUCAACCCGCAAGAAUUCGAGUAUGGCUUCCGACAUGAACCAUCUGAUGAGCCCCGUUCAAUACGAACGCCCCAGCAGUCGGAGAUCAUCGGUAAUGCCAGGGGUUGACCCAAAUACACCCCCUCCACAGCAGUCGACCACUUCAUUUAGAGGCGUUCCCACAGGCUCCGUCCCUGAAACCCCCUCUGUGGUGGCAUCUAUGGACCAGGACGAAUACUUCGCUAACAUUCCUCCUACACCUCUCUCAGCAAGUCAUCACUCUCAUCGAGGCGUGAACGAUCUCAUUUCCGCGUCCACCGUCGGGGCCGGUCCUUCAGUUCAGUUGGUCGAACGGAUGUCUGCCAACGUUCGUAGACUGGAGAGUGAGAAGGCGGCAUCAAAAGACGAGCUGCUGCGGAUCGCUACCCAACGUGACGAAGCGAGACAAGAGGUGGUAAGUCUGAUGCGCGAGGUCGAAGAGAAACGAAAGGUUGAGGCUCGGUUGAACGCUUUGGAGAAGGAACAUCAGAGUCUGAAUGAGCGGCACCAAACCACUCUCGAAAUGCUCGGCGAGAAAAGCGAGCAAGUGGAGGAGCUCAAGGCGGACAUCCUGGACGUGAAGCAGAUGUACCGGCAGUUGGUAGAUACCAUGAAAUAA
Molecule: messenger RNA, 2508 nt
Organism: Capronia epimyces CBS 606.96
Lineage: Eukaryota; Fungi; Ascomycota; Eurotiomycetes; Chaetothyriales; Herpotrichiellaceae
Exons: 1
Coding region: 1-2508 (835 amino acids)
Cellular component (GO): endoplasmic reticulum; Golgi apparatus
Source: RefSeq, a predicted model, not a curated record